AUGGCUGGAGAGUUGUCACAGGACGACCAUGAGAGUGGUUCUAGCUCCACCAGUCGCAGCGCCUCAGAGAGCUCCAAGACCCUUCCCAAGCCCCGUCGCCUCCAGCAGGCCGCCCCCUCCGACCCAGACCUGCCCCCAGGCUACGUCCAGAGUCUGAUCCGUCGGGUGGUGAACAACGUCAACAUUGUGGUCAACAACCUGAUCUUGAAGUACGUUGAGGACGACAUCGUUCUGUCUGUCAACAUCACCUCUGCUGAGAGUUACACCGUCCACGAGUUCUGGGACCGAGCCUUUAUGGACAUCACAGCUCCUGACCUGGUGCUUCGUAAAGUGAUCAACUUCAGUGACUGUACUGUGUGUCUGGAUAAGAGGAACGGUAGUGGGAAGAUCCAGUUCUACCAGGAUCCUCUCCUCUACAAGUGUUCCUUCAGGACCCGACUCCACUUCACCUACCAGAACAUCAACUCUAAGAUCCCUGCUGUCAUCAAGAUCCAGACGAUGGUGGAGUCCCUGAAGCUGUCUAUCACAGACCAGCAGCUGCCCAUGUUCAUCAGGAUCAUGGAGCUGGUCCUCAGCCUCUACUACGGAGAGAUAGGAGGAGGGAAGGACGGAGAGGCGGAGGAGGAGCGGACAUGGAGAGGUCAUCACUACGCCAGAGGGGAGCAGGCCAGCUCAGGGAAACAGACACGACCAUACAGGUUCAUAGGUCAGGGGAGCCACGUUAGAGCGUGA
This is a messenger RNA of Oncorhynchus nerka (sockeye salmon), 732 nucleotides long. RefSeq names its product intermembrane lipid transfer protein VPS13B-like. Bases 1 to 732 code for a protein of 243 amino acids. The record is from RefSeq and is a predicted model, not a curated record. The transcript has 6 exons. Lineage: Eukaryota; Metazoa; Chordata; Actinopteri; Salmoniformes; Salmonidae.